UUAUUGAAAGUUUGACAUUGGAUAAUCUAUAACUAGAAGAGAGACAGAACAGUGUUGGAACACAAUCCUCAUCAUGACAAGCAAUGCAAUCGCUAUUAUUCUUCUCUUGUUCCUCAACUUCCUUCCUCCCAUUUCUUGCUUGAACCAAGAAGGCCUCUCUUUGCUUUCAUGGCUUUCAACCUUCAAUUCCUCUUCUUCUGCUGCUUCUGCUUUCUUCUCUUCAUGGAAUCCAUCCCACCAGAAUCCAUGCAAAUGGGAUUUCAUCAGAUGUAAUCAUGGAGGGUUCGUUAGUGAAAUCAGUAUAUCGAACAUCGAUCUUCAGACAAGUUUUCCCUCCCAGGUUGUCUCUUUCCAGCAUCUUACUGCUCUUGUUCUUUCACGUGGGAACUUGACAGGGGAAAUUCCACCUUCAAUAGGGAACUUGUCGUCGUUGAUCACCUUGAACCUUAGUUUCAAUGCUUUCUCGGGAAAUAUUCCAGCUGAGAUCGGGAAGUUGUCUCGUUUACGGUCGUUGUCGUUGAACACGAACAUCUUUCACGGUGGAAUACCGAGGGAGAUCGCGAACUGCUCGAAUCUUCGGUUGCUCGAACUGUUUGAUAAUCAUCUUACGGGAAAGCUUCCUGCAGAGCUUGGACAGUUAGUUUCACUGGAGAUUUUCAGGGCAGGGGGGAACAAAGGUAUUGAAGGAGAAAUACCAAUGCAUAUAUCGAAUUGCAGACAACUAGCCUUUCUCGGACUCGCCGAUACCGGUAUUUCGGGGCAGAUUCCGAGAAGUUUGGGGGAGUUAAAGAAUCUCAAGACUCUUUUGAUCUAUACAAGCAAGCUUAAUGGUCAUAUUCCACCAGAACUUGGUAAUUCUUCAGCUUUGGAGGAGUUGUUUCUUUAUGGAAACCAACUUUCUGGUGAGAUUCCUGAAGAACUUGGUUCAUUGAAGAAUCUCAAAACAGUGUUACUAUGGCAGAACCAGCUGAGUGGGAGAAUUCCAGACUCAUUAGGGAACUGUUCUGGUCUGGUUAUUAUUGAUCUCUCAUUGAACUAUCUAACUGGGGAGGUUCCUUCAUCUCUUUCCAAUUUGGCUUCAUUGGAGGAGCUUCUUUUGUCAGGGAACAACCUUUCUGGUAACAUACCUUCCUUCAUAGGCAAAUUUUCAAGCCUAAAGCAAUUGGAGAUAGAUAACAACAAAUUCUCCGGUGAGAUUCCGGCAGCCAUUGGACAACUAAAGGAGCUUACUCAGUUCUUUGCAUGGCAGAAUCGGCUUCACGGAAGCAUACCGAUCGAGCUAGCCAACUGUGAGAAACUUCAACAUUUGGACUUAUCACACAAUUCACUUACUGGUCCAGUCCCAAGUUCUCUGUUCAAUUUGAAGAACUUGACGCAGCUGUUGUUGUUAUCAAACAGACUUUCUGGUGAAAUUCCACAGACUCUGGGGAAUUGCACUAGCUUGACCCGUUUAAGGAUGGGAUCAAACAACUUUAGUGGUCGCAUUCCAUCAGGGAUUGGCCUUCUGCAUGGUCUGAGCUUUCUCGAAUUAUCGGAAAACGGGCUUACCGGAGAAAUUCCUCCCGAUAUUGGCGACUGCACUCGUUUAGAAAUGGUGGAUUUGCGAGCUAAUAAGCUCCAAGGUACAAUUCCGGAAUCUUUUGACUUCCUUGCUGAUCUAAACAUCUUGGACCUUUCGAUGAACAACAUAGCAGGCACCAUUCCUCAGAGUUUAGGCAAGCUGACAUCGUUAAACAAAAUGGUAAUCAGUGGAAACUCGAUAACAGGUGUGAUUCCUAAGUCACUAGGGAACUGUAAGGAUUUGCAGUUGUUGGAUAUAAGCAGAAAUAAGAUUACUGGUUCAAUCCCGGAAGAGAUCGGUCGUCUGCAGGGACUCGAUAUACUCUUGAAUUUUAGUUGGAAUGUUUUAACAGGGCCUAUUCCGGAAAGCUUUUCAUAUCUAUCAAAACUGGCCAACUUAGACCUCUCUCACAACAAGCUAACUGGCAGCCUCAUGGUCCUUGGUGGUCUUGACAAUCUUGUUUCUUUGGAUGUCUCAUUCAAUAACUUUUCAGGUAUCCUUCCGGACACUAAGUUAUUCGAUAAUCUCCCCAACGCUGCUUUUUCCGGCAAUCGUGAUCUCUGUGUUAACCGAACCGAGUGCUCAAGUGGAAAUCUCCAUGCCAAAAGAUCAACCAGAAAUCUUAUCCUCCGCACCCUUUUCAGUGUAACCAUAACCAUUGUAGUAGUCACUGUUGCUGUAUUUUUAUUCAUCAGAGUUCAUGGAGCCAAACAUGAGGAUGAUUUCUUGGACUGGCAUUUCAUCCCCUUCCAAAAGCUUAACUUCUCCGUGAAUGAAGUAUUACCGAGUCUUUCUGAUUCAAACAUCAUUGGAAAGGGUUGUUCCGGUGUGGUUUAUCGUGUUGAGACGCCGACAAAGCAGGUUGUCGCUGUGAAGAAACUAUGGCCAAUAAAAAAUGGUGAGUAUCCAGAGAGGGAUUUGUUCACUGCAGAAGUUCAGACACUUGGAUCCAUAAGGCAUAAGAAUAUAGUGAGGCUAUUGGGAUGCUGUGACAAUGGGAAAACCAGAUUACUCUUGUUCGAUUACAUUAGUAACGGUAGCCUGGCCGGAUUGCUGCACGAGAACAACUUGUUCUUGGACUGGGAUGCAAGAUAUAAGAUCUUACUUGGAGCUGCUCAAGGUUUAUCUUAUCUUCACCAUGAUUGUAUCCCACCAAUAGUUCAUCGCGAUAUCAAAUCCAACAACAUCUUAGUUGGACCACAGUUUGAGGCUUUCCUGGCAGACUUUGGCCUGGCAAAGCUUGUCGAUGUUUCGGAGACUCCGAGAGCAUCCAACAUUGUUGCAGGUUCUUACGGAUAUAUUGCUCCAGAGUAUGGAUACAGCAUGAGGAUCACAGAGAAGAGUGAUGUGUACAGCUUUGGUGUAGUUCUCCUGGAAGUUUUAACAGGCAUGGAACCAACAGACAACAGUAUUCCAGAUGGUGUCCACAUUAUCACUUGGAUCAACACUGAACUUCGAGAAAAGAGGAAAGAUUUCACAAAAAUUAUAGACCAGAUGCUGCUCAUAAGAUCAGGCACACAAAUCCAAGAAAUGCUUCAAGUGCUCGGCGUCGCUCUCCUAUGCGUCAAUCCAUGUCCCGACGAACGUCCCACGAUGAAAGACGUAACAGCAAUGUUGAAAGAGAUCAGGCACGAGAACGACGAUUCCGAGAAACCAAAUCUUCUCUGUAAAGGCAUAGCAAACAACCCCAAAGCUGCAGUUCAUUGUUCUAGUUUCUCGAGAUCAUCCGAAUCUCUCAUCAGUUCAACUUCUUAGUCAAUGUGCUUCAGUUUCAUCUGUAUUUGUUUUUAACAGUCAUUUGUAUAGGCCUCAAAUUGCUGCUUGAUUAAUCCGAAAAACACUCAGUAUUGUUAUAUUUAUUUCUGUGAUGCGAGGCUGUUUCCGAGCUUCACGAACUCAUAUCGAAUCCUUUGUUUUCGAUCAAGUGGGGCGGCUGUCCUGUAGAACAGAAGAGGAAUAAUGGAACUUUAGAAUCGGACCUACUAACUGUUUCC
Messenger RNA from Hibiscus syriacus, 3555 nucleotides. Its product is annotated as LRR receptor-like serine/threonine-protein kinase RCH1. The record is from RefSeq and is a predicted model, not a curated record. Gene Ontology annotation, cellular component: plasma membrane. The coding region runs from base 74 to 3316 and encodes 1080 amino acids. Gene Ontology annotation, molecular function: ATP binding; protein binding; protein kinase activity. The transcript has 2 exons. Gene Ontology annotation, biological process: hormone-mediated signaling pathway; protein phosphorylation. Lineage: Eukaryota; Viridiplantae; Streptophyta; Magnoliopsida; Malvales; Malvaceae.